Messenger RNA from Staurois parvus, 348 nucleotides. NCBI's taxonomy places the organism in Eukaryota, Metazoa, Chordata, Amphibia, Anura, Ranidae. The record is from the annotation of a GenBank genome assembly.
AGUGGGGGGAGACACAGUGCCCAUCGUUGGUGUCAGUGGGGGGAGACACAGUGCCCCCAUCGUUGGUGUCAGUGGGGGGAGACACAGUGCCCCAUCGUUGGGUGUCAGUGGGGGGAGGGAAUAGUGCCCCAUCGUUGGUGUCAGUGGGGGGGAGGAAUAGUGCCCCAUCGUUGGUGUCAGUGGGGGAGGAAUAGUGCCCCAUCGUUGGUGUCAGUGGGGGGAGGAAUAGUGCCCCAUCGUUGGUGUCAGUGGGGGGGAGGAAUAGUGCCCCAUCGUUGGUGUCAGUGUGGGGGGAGGAAUAGUGCCCCAUCGUUGGUGUCAGUGGGGGGAGGAAUAGUGCCCCAUCGU